This is a messenger RNA of Micropterus salmoides (largemouth bass), 985 nucleotides long. It is a transcript of the gene eif4e2rs1, whose product is annotated as eukaryotic translation initiation factor 4E family member 2 related sequence 1. The record is from RefSeq and is a predicted model, not a curated record. The transcript is spliced from 7 exons. The coding region runs from base 176 to 853 and encodes 225 amino acids. Lineage: Eukaryota; Metazoa; Chordata; Actinopteri; Centrarchiformes; Centrarchidae. Gene Ontology annotation, biological process: translational initiation. Gene Ontology annotation, molecular function: translation initiation factor activity; RNA 7-methylguanosine cap binding. Gene Ontology annotation, cellular component: eukaryotic translation initiation factor 4F complex; cytoplasm.
CAGCACCUGAUCGAGAGAAGCAGCGGCAGCGGAGCCUCGUGAGGCAGGAGAGGAAAUAUUAGUAAAUAAAUAAGUCAAUAAAGUGACGGACACAGAGUCUGGAGCAGCAGGAGCAGCAGGAGCAGCAGGAGCAGCAGGAGCAGCAGGAGCAGCAGGAGCAGCAGGAGCAGCAGGGAUGAACCAGCUGGAGCGGACAAUAGAAGAAGAGGUCGAGGAAGAGUCAGAGUGUCACCAUGACAACAGUGACGGGACCAACAACAACAACAACAACAAUCGACGCAAGAUGGUGUCUCCAGGUGUAGGUGAACACCCCCUCCAGUAUAACUACACCUUCUGGUACAGCAGAAGAACUCCGAGUCGUCCCGCAAGUUCUCAGAGUUACGAACAAAACAUUCGACAGAUCGGCAGCGUGGCUUCGGUGGAGCAGUUCUGGAGGUUGUACAGUCACCUGGUCAGACCAGGUGAUCUGAGUGGACACAGUGACUUCCACCUGUUCAAGGAGGGCAUAAAACCCAUGUGGGAGGAUGACUCUAACCGCAAUGGGGGGAAGUGGAUCAUCCGUCUUCGGAAAGGUUUGGCCAGCCGAUUCUGGGAGAACAUUAUACUGGCCAUGGUGGGAGAGCAGUUCAUGGUGGGAGAAGAGAUCUGUGGAGCCGUGGUCUCCAUACGCUUCCAGGAGGACAUCUUGUCCAUCUGGAACAGAACAUCUAACGACCAAACGACGACCUCCAGAAUCAGAGACACUUUAAGACGAGUGCUGAACCUUCCAACCAACACCAUCAUGGAGUACAAGACCCACAACGACAGCCUCAGGGACAACUCGAGCUUCAGGAACACAAAGAUUUCACUUUGAAGACAUGUCAGCUGACCUCCCUUCUGUCAAAUCAGGACGCAGAUCAUCAUCGGGACCCUCUGCUCCGCCAUUGGCCAGUGGAGGGGGUGUGUGUGUGUGUGUGUGUGGGACCAAUAAAGUGACUGAACUGGA